UCGGUCUUUGCUCCAGCCCCCUCCUUUCACAUUUCACAGAACUUCUCAUCUUACGCCGCCCAACCCACAAGCCCUCUGUCAUUGCCGGCCUAGUGUCUACCUUUCUCUCACUCUCGCUUCUACACGGAAUCUAGAACCCUCAAGCUUGCCGCUGAUCGCAACCGCCCAAAUCCCAGCUGGUGCUCCUCAACCUCGCCGCUUCUCACAGAGCUAGAUUCUUAUCCACGACAAAGAAGCUACCAUGCCUACUGUGAAUGUGGUGAGAGAUCGUCUUUUCGCGGCUCUAGGAAGAACUUACACUCAGGAGGAGUUCGAGGAUCUUUGCUUCAGUUUUGGUAUUGAGCUUGAUGAUGUGACAACCGAUGAAGCCAUUAGUAGAAAAGAGAGGCAUGAAGAAGAAAAAGCAAAUGAGAACGAAGAAAUUAUUUAUAAAAUCGAAGUUCCUGCUAACAGAUAUGAUUUGCUUUGCCUUGAGGGGCUAGCUCAAGCCCUCCGCAUCUUUAACAAGCAGGAUAAGACACCAACUUAUACUGUUGCCAACAUUAGCAAGGAAUCAAUGCAUAAGAUGCAAGUAAAGCCAGAGACAUCAUCCAUUCGUCCCUACAUUGUUUGUGCUGUUUUAAGAGAUAUUACAUUUGAUGAAGCAAGUUACAACAGCUUCAUUGAUCUCCAAGAUAAGCUUCAUCAAAACAUUUGCAGGCGAAGAACAUUAGUUGCAAUUGGGACUCAUGACUUGGAUACAUUACAAGGUCCUUUCACUUAUGAGGCUUUGCCUCCUCAAGACAUAAAUUUUAUUCCACUAAAACAGGUCAAAAAAUACAGAGCUGAUGAGCUGAUGGAGUUUUACCGGGAGCAUGAUUUGAAGCUGAAGAAAUUUUUGCAUAUAAUUGAGAACUCACCAGUGUUCCCUGUCUUAUAUGACAGUAACAGAACUGUCUUAUCUCUGCCGCCAAUUAUUAAUGGUGCACAUUCAGCUAUCACUUUGAAGACAAAGAAUGUUUUCAUUGAAUGUACAGCCACUGACCUGACAAAGGCUAAGAUUGUUUUGAACACAAUGGUAACAACUUUUUCAGCAUAUUGUAAAAGAAAAUUUGAGGUGGAACCAGUUGAAGUGAUAUAUUCUGAUGGAAAGGCAUAUGUCUAUCCUGACUUAUCUUCCUAUAAUAUGGAAGUUCCUCUAUCAUAUAUUACUGGCUCAAUUGGAGUUUCUUUUAAGGCAGAAGAGGUCACAAGUCUGUUAAAUCGGAUGCAAUUGCAAGCUGAGCAGUCUGUAUCUGGUGCUGAUCAAUGUAAUAUCAAUGUAUCUAUACCUCCAAGCAGAAGCGAUGUUCUUCACCCAUGUGAUGUUAUGGAGGAUGUUGCAAUUGCUUAUGGGUAUAAUAAUAUUCCAAAGAGAAAGCUACCAUCAUUGAAGCCAUUAGCAUUGAAUCAGCUUGAGGAUCUAAUUAGAGUGGAGGUUGCAAUGAACGGGUUUACAGAGGUUUUGACAUGGAUUUUAUGCUCUUAUCGGGAGAAUUUUUCCAUGUUAAAUAAAAAAGAUGAUGGAUCAACUGCUGUGAUUGUUGGAAAUCCUCGUUCAUCUGACUUCGAGGCUGUCCGAACCAGCCUUAUGCCUGGUGCUUUGAAAAUAGUUGGACAUAAUAAGGAUCAUCCAAAGCCAAUAAAGAUUUUUGAAGUGGGUGAUGUAGUACAUCUGGAUGAGAGUAAAGAUGUUGGUGCAGCAAAUCGUCGCCUACUUGCAGCUCUAUAUUGUGGCACUAACUCCGGAUUUGAGUUGAUUCAUUCCUUGGUCGACAGAGUCAUGGAAGUGAUGGGGACUCCUUUUGUACCAGUUGGUGACAAUACGGGGUAUUACAUUCAGUGUUCUGAUGCACCUGAGUUUCUUCAGGGUAGACAAGCAAGUAUCAUUUACAAGGGCAAGUGCAUUGGCAUUUUUGGUAUUGUGCACCCUGAGGUUUUGAACAACUUUGAUGUUCCUGAUCCAUGCUCCUUCUUGGAACUGGACAUUGAGUCUUUCUUAUAGGGUCUAUGACCACAAAUGUAUAUCGGCCUGCUCGCGUACAUGUUUACUUAGAUAAGUGAUUUUUGCGGUCCAAAAUCUGCGAGAGAAUUCAUUGGCCAGCUUAGGCAAAAUACUGUUUCUUUCAUAACGUUAUCCUAUGGAAAUUGCACUUUCUUUUGUGUGAUGUUCUAGCAAUGUAACAUGUAUCCCGAGUACUGUAAAUGAUAAGCUAUUUCGUAGUUCGGCUUCUCAAAAAUCUCUUGGAGGCUUAAUAACAAUUAGAAAAAUCCUAAACUGUUACUCCUCUUUCUAUUAGACAUAACUGGGCUUUCUGUAA
Hevea brasiliensis (rubber tree) is the source of this 2339-nucleotide messenger RNA. RefSeq names its product phenylalanine--tRNA ligase beta subunit, cytoplasmic. Gene Ontology annotation, molecular function: magnesium ion binding; phenylalanine-tRNA ligase activity; RNA binding. Lineage: Eukaryota; Viridiplantae; Streptophyta; Magnoliopsida; Malpighiales; Euphorbiaceae. Gene Ontology annotation, cellular component: cytoplasm; phenylalanine-tRNA ligase complex. Bases 242 to 2023 code for a protein of 593 amino acids. The record is from RefSeq and is a predicted model, not a curated record. Gene Ontology annotation, biological process: phenylalanyl-tRNA aminoacylation. The transcript is spliced from 21 exons.